GGGGCCUGGCCGGGCGGGGAGGCCUGUGUGUCGGGGCCGCUGCUCCGCCUCUCUCUCUCUCUCUCUCCCUGUGCGCGGGGCCGGUGGUGGAGGCCGAGAGGAGGUUCAGAGACAGAGAGAAAGAUGGCGAGUGAACAGCAGAGUUCAAAUGGCCCCAUUCGUCGCUCCAUGCGAGAGAAAGCUGUUGAUCGCAGGAAUAUAAACAAGGAGCACAACAGCAACUUCAAGGCCGGGUAUAUUCCCAUUGAUGAAGAGAGACUGCACAGGACCGGGCUCCGAGGACGUAAGGGCAACCUUGCCAUUUGUGUAAUUGUCCUCAUGUUUAUUCUGGCGUUGAUUAAUUUAAUCAUCACACUUGUUAUCUGGGGUGUGAUUCGUAUUGGUCCCAAUGGCUGUGAUAGUAUGGAGUUUCAUGAAGAAGGAUUGCUGCGGUUCAAGCAAGUGUCUGACAUGGGAGUGGUGUAUCCCUUGCACAAGAGCACAGUGGGAGGCAGACGAGAUGAGUACCUGCUGAUCACAGGCAACAACCAACCAGUGGUAUUUCAGCAGGGAACAACCAAGCUAAGUGUGGAGAAGGACAAAACAUCUAUCACCAGUGACAUUGGCAUGUCUUUUGUUGAUCCUCGAACCCAGAAAACUGUGUUCAGCACCGACUAUGAAACCCAUGAGUUCCAUUUGCCUAAAGGGGUGAAGACGCUGAAUGUACAGAAAGCAUCUACAGAAAGGAUAACCAGCAGUCAUACCACCGAUCUUCAGAUUCAUGCUACUGAAAACGCCAUUGUGCGUGGAAAUGAAGGGGUGUACAUCAUGGGAAAAACCAUUGAGUUUCGGAUGAGGGGUAAUAUGGAACUAAAGGCUGAAAACAGCAUUAUUCUCAAUGGGACUGUGAUGCUCAUCACUUCACGGCUCCCGCACUCAGCGACUGGUGAGCUUUUGGUGGACAACAGCUGGGAGCGCUACAAACUCUGCAUGUGUGCGGAUGGAACACUUUUCCGCGUUCAGGUGAAAAACCGAAACACAGGUUGCCAAACGUCCGAAAAUCCCUGUGGUUUCACACGCUAGGAAUCUCAGCCAGUCACCAAAAAUGAGGGUUGAAUAGAAUGACAACAAUGUGUUUCUCAAUUUAAUGUGGAAUAUUUUCUGUUUUAAUGCAGUAUAACUAAUGUGUAACUAGGUCAUUAUAGACACUCUGAGUGCCUAAUUAUAUAAAGGGGAAUAACGUCUAGAGAGAUUACUUUUUGUUCCAAGUACUCCCUCUAGAAUUAAACAAAUAAGAUGUUUGUAAAAUUAUUCUUUAUCUGAAGUGAGAAAUUCACGCUUCAAAACAAUCCCUAGCAUCUGUCUCUCCUGAAUAGGCCGAUCUGGGGAGCUGUUCUUCAAGGCUGCAUUAUCGAUUCUAGAGCAAUUCCUUGAGUUUAGUGGGAAUGGCACAUUUGGCUUGAAAAGUUGAUCCAGAAUUGUCCGACCUGGGAAAGUUCUGUAUGUGUGAAAAUCACUGCAUUCAUGGGACUGAACCUUGCCCAAGGUUGGGCAGCUCUGAUUGGUCAAAACUCCCUUCUUUCUUUCCUUCGCUCAGUGAAUCCAUCCCAGCUUUUCCAUGUAACAUCCUAGCACCAUGGCCGAGGGAGCAUCUAAUACUGAGAAUAUUUUGCUUUGGGUAAAUAAUUAUUUCAUAUGUUACUUUCUUAAGUUUCUGGACGAAUAAUUUUAAUUUUGAAUAAGACAUACUCGCUGUUUAUUUUGCCUACA
This is a messenger RNA of Callorhinchus milii (elephant shark), 1749 nucleotides long. It is a transcript of the gene sgcb, whose product is annotated as sarcoglycan, beta (dystrophin-associated glycoprotein). The transcript is spliced from 6 exons. The record is from RefSeq and is a predicted model, not a curated record. The coding region runs from base 124 to 1062 and encodes 312 amino acids. Gene Ontology annotation, cellular component: sarcoglycan complex; sarcolemma. Gene Ontology annotation, biological process: muscle organ development. Lineage: Eukaryota; Metazoa; Chordata; Chondrichthyes; Chimaeriformes; Callorhinchidae.